ACACUCACGACUUUGAUCUGCAGUCCUCACUUUCCCCUAAGAGGCCAAACCUGUAGUUCAAAAAACCUUCAAUUUUGGGGCAAAUUGGGGAUCUGCUUUUUGACUCUGCCCUGAAAGCAGUGGCUAAUGACCACUGAAAACUGUCUGAUCUGCCGAGUGUGCCCGGUUAUUUUCUGUUUUUUUUAAUUGUCACGAGGCUAUUCGGCCCAUUAUAUUUGUGUCUAAACCCUGCAGAAACUGCUCAGUGGCUCCCAAUCCAUUGCCUGUCCCUGCAGCCCUCGUACUGAUUCUGCGGUUUGCGAGCUCUGCAGAGAAUCUGCAUCGGAACAAUAUUUAUGAAAAAAAACCACACACUGCAAUGUAUAAAAUGCCAGGGUUCGGCUGAAGGUGGGAAGGCUCCGCCCCCGAGUGGAGAGGCUGAGCUUGUUGUUCACACUCUGCAGCGGGUUACUGUGUGCGAGAGACUUCCCCAAGUGGGGAGCUGGUGACAGACCGCGGGAGAAAGGGGGUGUUUGCGCACAGGGCGGCAGCAGCAAUUUCCCGCGGACUUGGCGGCGGCUCUCGGGCGGGCAGUGCAGCCUCCCCCCACCCCCCCUUUCUCUCUCUCUCUCUGUCUGCCUCUCCUCCAAGCGCCUCAGUCGGUCGGUCACUCGGCUUCGGCCGCGCCAUUUUACAGCUUGGAGGUGUUGAGCUGCAGGUGAAAGGGACAGACCGGUGGCAUGGAGAAAUACGAAAAGAUCGCCAAAAUCGGCGAGGGCUCUUACGGCGUGGUGUUCAAGUGCAGGAAUAAAGACACCGGCCAGAUCGUGGCGAUUAAAAAGUUUGUGGAGUCUGAGGAUGAUCCGGUUAUUAAGAAGAUCGCUCUCCGAGAGAUCCGGAUGCUGAAGCAACUCAAACAUGCCAAUCUUGUCAACUUGAUUGAGGUGUUCAGAAGAAAACGAAGGCUUCACUUAGUUUUUGAGUACUGUGAUCACACCGUGUUAGAUGAAUUGAACCGAUACCCCACAGGGGUACCAGAUCAUUUAGUGAGGAGAAUUACGUGGCAAACACUGCAAGCUGUGAACUUUUGCCAUAAGCACAAUUGUAUACAUAGGGAUGUAAAACCAGAAAAUAUCUUAAUUACAAAACAUCACGUCAUUAAACUUUGUGAUUUUGGUUUUGCCAGGAUAUUAACUGGUCCAGAAGAUUACUACACAGAUUACGUAGCAACGCGUUGGUAUCGCGCCCCAGAGCUGUUGGUUGGAGAUACACAAUAUGGCCCUCCAGUGGAUGUUUGGGCAAUCGGCUGCCUUUUUGCAGAAUUGUUAUUUGGAGCCCCCUUGUGGCCAGGAAAAUCAGAUGUUGAUCAGCUUUAUCUGAUUAGAAAAACACUAGGGGAUUUGAUUCCUCGGCAUCAACAAGUCUUCAGUUCAAACCAGUUCUUCAGUGGAGUCAGCAUACCAGUGCCUGAUAUGGUGGAACCUUUAGAAAUGAAGUUUUCAAAUAUUUCACAACAUGCUCUUGGAUUAAUGAAGUUGCAGUACUUACCACAACUUACCAGCAGCAAUAUACCUCCAUCCAUGGAAAGCAAGAAGUACUUCAAGCAGAAAUAUAAUUACCAUCUACCAAAUAUUUAAACAAGUGACAAUAACGUACCAAGUUACAAAAGAUAC
Chiloscyllium plagiosum (whitespotted bambooshark) is the source of this 1652-nucleotide messenger RNA. RefSeq names its product cyclin dependent kinase like 1 (CDC2 related kinase) (gene cdkl1). Gene Ontology annotation, cellular component: nucleus. Gene Ontology annotation, biological process: protein phosphorylation. The record is from RefSeq and is a predicted model, not a curated record. Lineage: Eukaryota; Metazoa; Chordata; Chondrichthyes; Orectolobiformes; Hemiscylliidae. Gene Ontology annotation, molecular function: protein serine/threonine kinase activity; ATP binding.